UGAAACUUAAGAUAUCAUAAUAAAAUUGAAGUAGAUAAAUUAAUUUUAGGUUCAAAUCACAAUGCUUUGUUUUGUUUGAAGUUGAAUUCUUUAAAAAUAAUUAGUAAAACCACCUUAAGAUUACAAAAUAAAAGUUUCAUUAGAAGAAUAACUAUAUGAAGUAACUAACCUUAUUUUAGAUUCCUCACCUGUUGUAGAAGAUAUUUAUAGUUAAAAUAGAUUACUAAUAAUAAAAAAUAAAGAAAUAUAUGAAAAUUGUAUAGAAGAUAACGAAAUUUUUGACAGAAUAACUUGUAAAAAAUAGCAUAGAAGAUUAAUUUAAUAAAGUAAUGGAUUCUAUAAUAGAUUCAAAAAGAUUCGUAGUUUAAAGAAGAAUAGAAAUAAAAUUAGAAGAUAAAGAUUAAGAUUAUAAAGUAAUUAUAAUAAAAAUCUCAGAAAAUAGAAUUAAAUGUUUUAGUCCAAGUAACCAAAUGAUUUUGAUUUCUUUCUUUUUAAUCGAGAACUUUAAGAAAAACGGAAUUUGAAAUAUAAGACCAUAGAGAAUAGCCUUGAGACAAAUAUGACCAUAAGAGAUUCAAGGACCAAGAGAAAGAGAAUGAGAAAGAGAGAGACAAUCCAAGAAAGACAUAGAAGUUUUCUACCUUUGUUCUUUUCGAGUUGAGCCAAAUAAUAAAUAUCUCUUAAGAAACCAAGUAGUCUAAAACCUGAGACAAGAUUAAUAAGAGCGAAGUACUUUGUUACAAGGGAGAAAAAAGACAAAAUAGAAUUCCAAAGAUUUUCUUCUAAGAUUUCUUUCAGAAUAUUUCUCAACUUCUUUUUUGACU
Paramecium sonneborni is the source of this 824-nucleotide messenger RNA. Lineage: Eukaryota; Ciliophora; Oligohymenophorea; Peniculida; Parameciidae. The record is from the annotation of a GenBank genome assembly.